Molecule: messenger RNA, 6823 nt
Organism: Columba livia (rock pigeon)
Lineage: Eukaryota; Metazoa; Chordata; Aves; Columbiformes; Columbidae
Product: C-type lectin domain family 2 member B-like
Exons: 7
Coding region: 6078-6704 (208 amino acids)
Source: RefSeq, a predicted model, not a curated record
CAGGUUUUGCCAUCACUUAUGAUGCCUUGGACACAAGACCAUGUUUCCUCCCAGGAAGAAGUGAAGCAGGCCUUGGGUCCCCAGGGCGAAGGGGCGUCCAUUCACCAAGAGAUGCCAGGGAAUGCAGGCAGAAGGGCGUGCAGGGCUCUGGCUUCGUUAGAACUAUGGAUCCACUGGCAAUGCCUUUAAAUUUCACCCUCAGACUCCUUCAUGCAGUGUUACAGUUCUCUAGCAGUAACAUUGCUGGGAGGAGGGGGGAGGCAGGGGGGAAUUAAACUUCCCUCUGGCCCCCAUCUGAGAUGGCAAGAUCUCCAGCCCCUCAUGAAAACAAAUCAGUUUGAACUCCACAUCAAACCAACCUGGCUCCACUCCACACCCACAUUAGUACCAGUCUGACCCGGAGAAGCACUGAGCACUCAGACCGCUGUGAAAAGACCGACUGCAGCAAGGAGGUAAAACGAUGAGCUCUCUCCCCACAUGUGCCGGAACCUAAGAAACAAGACUGAAGCAAAAAGAAACACCAACAACCCCUGAUUCAAAGCCGAGAAGCCACGCAGUGCCACAACAAGGAUGGAUGACAACACUUGAUGAAAAAAAAAAACAGAGCGGGGGGAAUAAAGCCCCCGUUUCUCCACUUAGCAGCGGGCAACCAGGUUUUUCCUUUUUUCUCUUCUUCUUUCUCUUCUUGCUGCAGUUCAGAUGUAGCCAAGGCCACGCAGGUGGUGUAAUCGCUGGUAUGAGGUGGGAGGCUCUGGCAAGCUCCUCGGUUACAAUGAGCUGAGUUUAUCUUGCAGCUUCACACAGGCCUGAAAUGUAUAUUCAAACUGUACAACACAGGCCAGGGGUAUUUUGCUUUUUUCUUUGCCCAUUUCAUUCCAAUCAGCAACUUCGAAUGCUAUCGCAAUAGAAGAUAAACCUGUGCCUUUUCUGCAUACCAUUCCUACAAUUAACUCAGUAAAACUGUAAAUAUCAGCCAUUAUCCCCUCUGGAGUGAACAGUCUGAAAAACUUGCAGCCGACUUCAGAAAAAUGCAGUUACUUAGAAGAACCUAAUUAAAAAGAAAAAUCACUAAAAGAGGAUUGGUCUUGUUUUGACCAAAACCAGGACAGGGAGACCUUAUCGCUCUUUCCAACUCCUACAACAGCAGUUGUAGUGAGGUGGGCAUCAGUCUUGUCUUCCAGCUAACAAGAGAUAGGAUGAGAGGACAUUAAAGAAAUGCUUUUGACCCUAGGUUUCUGUAGCACACUCUCAAAUGUCUGUGCUAUAAAAAAAGUAAUUUAUUCAAACAAUAUAAAAAAAUUAAGCAAAGAAACAGUCCAGACUCUGUGCCUCUCAGGCAGAGGGACCCCAAGACAAAAGUGGCCUGGGCUUUUCAGCCCUCACAGUCUCUGCUGUGCACCCACUCUUCACACACCAUUCAUGUGCUGUCCACACACACCUUUUGGUCCAGGCACAUCUAGUCCAACCCCCCUGCAAUGAGCAGGGACAGCUCCAACUACACCAGGUUGCUCAGAGCCCCGUCCAGCCUGGCUUGGAAUGUUUCCAGGGAUGGGGCAUCUACGACUCUUCUGGGCAACCUGGGCCAGUAUUUUACCACCCUCACUGUAAAAAAUUUAUUCUUCAUGUCUAGAAUACACUUGUAUAUACUCUGGCAUGUGGCAGCUUCUGCAGCUCUAUCUGCUGAUUACUCCUUUCAGUUUUGCUGGAUCCUUUGGUAUGAGCUGGACAGUGUACUACAGCAAUUUCCCUUGAAGGCUGAAUAGCUUCAAACAACAUUCGGUUUUCAGUCUCAUUAGAAAUAUGUUUUCUUCCCUGAAGUAAGGAAUCCUUGUUCUUUCUAUAGCGUACCUGUUGCAUGACGCACUCUGAAGGCAUCAUGACUUUGCACGGGAAGCACAAUCAUUUCCCAGUCUCUUGACAUUAGUUCCAUGCAACGUGAUCUGAUUUUAAGAAUCAUCUGAGCCACCAGUUCAAAAAGGCCUAGGGCUGUCUUUUUUGACUUGGCUGGCAAAAAGACCCACUCUGAAAUCUGUAACGGAUCUUCCCCCUUUCUCCUGCCAUUGUGUGAUCAUGGCAAAAGAAAUGCAUUGAUUAAUCAAAACAAUUGCUUGUACAGGCACCGUCAAAUCAGUUCUCCGUACAUGUUUACUAUUGGUUGCUUGUUCAAUUUCCGCAAUUACCUUCUGUGCUUCUGUUGUCAAAGUUCAUGGGGCAGAAAUAGUAGUGACUCCUCGCCAUAGGUCAAACAGUGGCUGCAAUUGAGAAGAGGGGAUUCCUACAUACGGCCUCACCCAAUUUAUCACUCCUGCCAGGUUUUGCACAUCAUUCAGAGUUUUUAUUUUUACUUGCAGCUUUGUAGGUUGUGAUGUCCUCGUUUGAUCCAAAAUCUUCAUGCCCAAAUAAAGCCAUGGGUGUUGCUGUUGCACCUCCUGAGGUGCAACAACCAGCCCAUACUGAUUUAAUGACUCAUGUGCCUUGUUUUCCAUUUCACCUAAUUCUUGUGGUGUUGCUGCAACCAACAAGAUGUCAUCCAUGUAAUGAUAGCAAUAUCCCGAUGGAAACAAAGCACGUACCGGCCUCAGAGCUUUUGCCACAUACCGCUGACAUACGGUAGGUGAAUAUUUCAUCCCUUGUGGCAGCACUUUCCAGUGCUACCUUUUUGCUGGCUCUCCAUUAUUUACAGAUUGAGCAGUAAAGGCAAACUUUUCCAUGUCUUGUUCUCCUAAAGGAAAAGUAAAGAAACAAUCUUUCAAAUCUAUUACAACAGUUUCCCACUGCAUUGGAAUCAUUGUCAGAGAAGGUAACCCUGGUUGCAAAGCUCCCAUAGUUGCCAUAACAUCAUUAAUUUUUCAUAAGUCAUGUAAUAAUCUCCAUUUUCCAUAUUUCUUUCUUAUAACAAACACAGGAGUAUUCCAAGGGCUAUGUGAGACCUCUAUGCGUUCCACAGCUAACCGUUCCAUCACAAGAGAUUGCAGGGCUGCAAGUUUUGCCUGAGCAAGGGGCCACUGAUCGACCCAUACUGGUCCUUCAGACACAGCUCCAUGGGGCAGGGAAGGGGGCAGUCCCAAGCUGCCCCACGGGGAUCCCCCCAUUUGCUGCCAGGGACCCACAGGGAGAGACACCCCAGGGGUUAACAGCCUGCCCCAGGGCACAACUGGGGGUGUCCCUGCCCCUCCCCAGGACCCCUGGGACAGGGCAGGGGAACAGGGGUCCUUUUCUCCAGGCUAAACAGCCCCAGUUCCCUCAGCUGCUCCUCAUCAGACUUGUGCUCCAGAUCCCUCACCAGCUUUGUUGCCCUUCUCUGAACUCACUCCAGCACCUCAAUGUCUAUCUUGGAGUGAAGGGCCCAAAACUGAACACAGGAUUUGAGGUGCGACCUCAGCAGCACCCACUUUUCUCCCCGUGUACCCCAGUUCACAUUUCUGUUGCUGGCUGAACCACACAACCAUCACGAUCAUGUGGUUGUAUUAAUAAUACAAGUAUUCAUACUUAAUUACAUGUAUCAUAAUUUAUACUACUGUAUUGAGACGAAUAAACAGCAAAGUCAAUUAUAACGUUAGGCAGGCAUUCUUCAUUUUAUCAGUGCUGGGAAACACUGGGGAUCAUCCUCCAUAAGUUCUCCAGGGACUGGAUGUUCUUGCCUUGCUUAUAUUCACACAACUGUUACAUAUUCAUUACAAUUUUUGGAAAUUCUUAACAUACAAUACAUCUACACCAGGAAAUAAUUGCAUAAUCAGGAAGUUAGUCUCAAGUUAGUUACAAUUGUUUUGUAUCUUACUUACAGUACAUUGAUUAAUCGCAAGUCAAAUAUAAGCUGAACACUCUGCUCCUAAACAAUGUAUCACUUAGCCUUCUGUCUCCCUCUUGUCAUGGAGAAGGAUCUAAAACUUGAAAAGUAUCCCCUCAUUUUGCAGGUGUCACAAAGCAUCUAUCAUGUCAAUGGGUUAAUGAUGAGUAUGCCUUUUGUAACUUAAUGACAGUAUGCAUUAAUUUAGCAGCUUCUCUUCAGUAUCAGUAAUGCUGCAUCAAUAAUACCAUAAUGAGGGCUACCAAAGGAAAGCUAGAAACAUUCCCUGUGAGAAAGGGUACACGACUGCUCACCACCAAGCACCACUACAGCACACAGCAGCCAAGGAUGCUGAUAUUAUUAAUGAAUUCUCUUCACCCAAACUUGCGGCCUGAUGACCUAACAAGAGGCACAUCUAAAUGAAGCAGAGAGGUAAAAUCCCUCUUGGCACUGCUCAGGGAGGGGCAGAGCCACCACCGGGACAAGGAUGAGCUAUUGCUGGUGACAAAGGGACUUUGUCACCCCCCAGAUUGCCCCAGUUCCCUCCCAGUUUGGCACUCAGGACAGAAAAUCGGUGCCUGCUCCACACUCGCACUCUCAAACCCCUUCGUGAUGGACUGUGGUGCCUGGGCAGGGUGGAGGGGACGCAGCCCUGUUUGGUGAUCCAGAGCAGGCACGGUGUGCCACGCUGUCCCCCCUGCCCCGAGACACCCAUUGCUGCUUCACCUCGGCUGCCCGUCCUCCCUGAGGACUGCCUGGCAAAGCCGAGUUUAACUCUCACCAGGGACCAACCUCCACCCAUCCAGCCAGAAAGUGGGUGGAUCAGUAAAAUCCUGCUCUCAGUACAGGCAGAGACUGGGGGAUGUUGCUGAGAUUGUCCACAUUUCUAGAUCCAGUGUGGAAACUGUCCAGCCCUCUCAACACAAUGCACAUUGGAGCCGUGCCAAGGAGAGAGGUUGGAAAAGAAAGUUUUUCCUCUGUGUGAGUUUCUGGCAGGCAAGCUGGCACACUCAAAUUGGUUUUUACAGCAUUUUUUUGGCACCCUGUAAGGAUUUAGCUACCACAACAGCCUUACUUACGAAUAACACCCACACAAAGAAUUACCUGGCAAAGUCAGCCUAUUUAUGUAUAUUCUCACAGCUUGUCUGUUGACCCCAAUGUGCCUGGCCUCAAACUUGCUGCAAUUAAUUCUCAACAAGGCCAGCAGCAUUUCAAAGGCAUAUCAGAAGACCUGAUGGAUACACACCCCUCCCCUCCACCCCAGUCUGAAUUCACUGAAUUUAUUCAUCCGGGGAGAUUUUUAGCGAGUAGGUACAACCUACUUGCAUGAUACAAUCCUAUUAAUCCUAUUGCAUGAUGCAAUCAGCAAGAACUCACCAACAUGGCACAAAAAAACCUCCUCUUUCCCUGGAGACCGAGUGGACAUGCACACUUCAGUGUGCACAGUGGGAACCCAACUCCUCUGAGUUCCCUCUGAACUCACCUGCUGCCCAGCAGGUGGGGACACAUAGCUGCACAGCUGGAUCCUUUAUAAUCCAGGUGCAGCUCCGAACUCCUGAGAGCACAGCCCUUAUUUCCAGGGCUGGGCCACUCUUCAACUUUCUUUAAUAAAUACCAGAAUCUCCAGGACAAAUCUGCUACCCCAUUGCAUCGCAGCAUAAAACGUGAAAUAACACGUAUUGACAAAGCUAAUACGGUUUGGAACUCUAAAGGCCGACUAAUAUACUGGUGAGGAAAGGGGAUUUCCAUAACGACUCCCCCUUUUCCCCAUUGCUCCUCAAAAACGGGGAAAAAGACCUGAGGGGGUGGGAACUUCCAUGAGCUGCUCCGCUAGCUCAAGCAGAACCUGCACAAAUCUGAGGCAAAAAACUUUAAGUAUCGUGCUGGUUUACGCUGAUUGGCCAGAGCGCUGGGCGGGCUGUGCGAGUCUAUAUAAGGGCGGGAACAGAAUAUAAUCUGCUGAGUUGCGUGGUGCUGUGGUGCGCGCUGGUACCUGCAGAAGCGGAACGCGGGUGCGCAUCUCCGGUGUUUGGAACUGUCUGCAGUGUCACAGGCAGAGCAGGGACAGGGUAGGCUUGUGCAGGCAACACCUUCCUGAGCCUGUGAGUCAUCCAGGACUGGCUGUGGCUGAUAUUUGAGGCCCUAGGGUGGCCCUGCUGGAUAUGCAGAGUUAGACAUCUGGAUCUGCUGCGUCUUCCUUGUGUUCUCUGCAGUCUGCCAAGACAAGGAUAACGGUUGUGGUCAUAGAAGUGUGUCCAAGCUUGACUGGAAACAGGUUUUGCCAUCACUUAUGAUGCCUUGGAUACAAGACCAUGUUUCCUCCCAGGAAGAAGUGAAGCAGGCCUUGGGUCCCCAGGGCGAAGGGGCGUCCAUUCACCAAGAGAUGCCAGGGAAUGCAGGCAGAAGGGUGUGCAGGGCUCUGGGUAAGUGGUGCAGACACCCUCCAGUGUAUGUCGUGGUGCUGGCUGUACUCGUGGCUUUGGUCCUGGCUUUGGCAGUGGCUGCUGCUGUGCUGUCAGCAGGAAGAGAUGGAGCGAGUGCAGCUGCGGUGCUGGGCUGUCCUGAUGACUGGGUUGGGUACCGCAAUGUCUGCUACUACCUCUCGAAAGAGGAGGGGAGCUGGGAGUGGAGCCGGGAGCGGUGCUCCUCGCUGGGGGCUUCACUGGCUGUGAUCAAGAGGGAGUGGGAAAUGGAGUUUCUAUCACGGCUCAGGGGCAACAUUGACUACUGGGUUGGGCUGCGCAGACAGGAUGGGCGCCCGGAGUGGGUGGACGGCAGCAGCUUCAACCACACGAUCCCUUUGAAGGGCCGAGAGCCUUGUUUCUUGCUGAAUUACCCUCAUCUCUUGAGUUCAAACUGUUUGCGGACCCACCAUUAUCUCUGCAGCAAGGCCCAAGCUGUGAUGUCAAAUAGUUGAUGGGGAGAAAGGACCUUCUUCGUGCUGGGAACUCCACAACUUUGCCGCUUCUAGUUUUAUAUUUAUAUUUACUAGUGGUGUAUUAGUAUUUUUACUUUUUUAAACUGUUUUCAUCUCAA